UUUUUUUAUUGCCUUAUUGUUUAUAUUAGUGAUCAAAAGAUUUUAAUGCAGUCUAGAUUCUUAGAUCUUAUGCUGUUAGUGUCGCCACUUGUUUUGAAAGAUUUCUUUUUUUUUUAUCAUUACUUUAGAUUAGGUAGAUCUAGAUGUAUGAUUUGUGGAUAAACCUUGAAAUCUCGGACCUUUAAAUGUUAUCUAUACCAUAGAUUAGAUAAAUUGUCUCUAUUUACAAAUUCAUUGAAAUUGCAUUUCCCCUAGACCAAACUCGGCCUCUGUGAAGUUGGACUUUGACCCGUAAUCAGCCACUUUUUUGAAAAUUCGUAGUCUAGAUAUAUCUAUAUAAUUCUCUAUGACACAUGAUUGAUUGUCUUCUGACAAAUGAAGUUUCAAAAAAAAAAUAUUAUUUAAUGGUUGACAAUUGGCUUGGGAGAAUACUUAAAUCUGGAUCAACCAAGGAAAUAUUUAAUUCCUUCCAAAAUGGAAAGAACUGAAUUGAAAGAUGAUUCAUCUGGGGAGAUGACUGUAUUCAUACCAUCAGAAACCAAAAAUUUGAAAGACCAGGACUCUUGUGUGAAAUUUUCAGAUGAAAAAGAAGAUGAAGAGGAUGAACGAGAGCAUUGGACACGUGGUCUUGACUUCAUCUUGUCAUUGAUUGGCUAUGCUGUUGGCGUGAGCAACCUUUGGAGAUUUCCAUAUCUAGCUUUGAGAAAUGGAGGAGGUGCUUUUUUGAUCCCAUAUUUCUUUUUUCUGUUUAUGUGUGGCAUCCCCUUGUUUUAUCUAGAGGUAUGUCUUGGUCAGUUUUCAGGCAUCAGUUCCAUGUUUGUCUGGAAACUGUGUCCUGCUUUUAAAGGUAUUGGUUAUGGCAUGGUAAUUGUAUCUGGUAUGGCAUGUAUCUACUACAAUGCAGUCCUCUCUUGGGUCAUCUACUAUCUCAUCAAUUCCUUCUACCCUGAUCUGCCAUGGGCCUCUUGUGACCACUGGUGGAACACUAAAUGUUGUGUUGACCGCAGGGUCCAGGGAAAUCAAACUGAUAAUACCACUGAAAGUAUAUUCACUCAGACUGCACAGUGUAAUGACACAUCAAAACUAAAAACUGCUGCAGAGGAGUUUUGGCAGUACAAUGUAUUGAGAAAGUCCACAGGACUGGAUGACUUCGGCGAGAUACAAGUCCACAGUGCAAUGUGUCUACUGGCAGCCUGGAUUUUAGUGUGUCUGUGUCUUGUUAAGGGAGUUAAAUCCUUAGGAAAAGUUGUGUAUGUUACUGCAUUAUUGCCAUAUCUUCUUCUGACGAUCUUCCUUAUACGAGGGCUCAUGUUGCCUGGAGCUCUAGAAGGCAUUCGCUUUUAUGUUACGCCAGAUUUUGAAAAGUUAAAAAGUCUUACAGUUUGGGUUGAGGCAUGUGUUCAGGUAUUUUAUUCUCUUGGACCUGCCUGGGGAGGUCUGAUAACAAUGGCCAGCUUUAACAAGUUUAAUAACAAAUGUUUCAGGGAUGUUAUGAUUGCUUCUAUGGCAGAUGGACUCACAAGUUUUUAUGGUGGAUUUGUCAUAUUUGCUGUUGUAGGCUUCAUGGCCAAAGAAUCCAAUGUUUCUGUUUCUGAAGUGGCUACACAGGGCCCAGGUCUUGCACUUGUAGCUUACCCUGAGGCCAUUGCUAGGCUGCCUGUUCCCCAACUCUGGUCAGUGUUAUUUUUUAUCAUGUUAUUAUCUCUGGGAUUGGACAGUCAAUUUGGCAUGUUUGAAACAGUGGUGGCUGGACUGAUAGAUGCCUUCCCAAAACAACUAAAAAAGAAGCGUGUCUGGCUUACAUUUGGCAUUGCUAUGAUUAGCUUUAUUGUUUCACUUCCAGUUGCUACAAAUGCUGGUAUUUAUGUAUUUACUCUGCUUGACUGGUUUGUGGCUGCUUUUUGUGUAAUGGUGACCUCCCUAAUAGAGUGUAUUGUCAUUGCUUGGAUAUAUGGCGUGGACAGAUUCUGUGAGGACAUUGAAAUGAUGAUUGGAAGGAAACCAAAUUACUUUAUGCAAAUCUGUUGGGCAGUUAUAACUCCAAUUAUUAUGUUGGUCGCCUUCAUUUUUACCUGUGUCAAAUACACACUCCCUGUCUAUGACAAGUACAUCUUCCCAUUACAUGCUAACAUUAUUGGCUUCAUCAUUUCAUUCUUACCACUUCUACCCAUUCCUCUCUGUAUGGCUUAUGUCAUUUAUCAUAGAGGAGGAAGCUUUUCACAGCGCUUGUGUUCAUCAUUCCAACCUGAUGCUGAUUGGGGCCCAGCUCCAAAACAUUUGAGAGAUGAGUACCAGUUAAAGUUGGAGAAACGACGACAUCGGCCACACUGGUUUAUUGCUUUAUUUAAAAGAAUAAAGUUAUGAUAAUUAGUCCUGAUCUAGUUAGGUUAAAUUUUAUUAUUGUUGAGAAUUGACCAAUUGUCUGAUGACUAUAUAUAUGUUUUUGUAUUUGGUACAUUUAAUAAAAAAAUUGAAUUUGACAAAAUGGUGUACAAUCAAAUGAAAUCAAAGUAUAACUUAGAUCUGGCUUUGUAUUUUUUUUUUAUAAUAGGCAUAGCCCAUUCUAAGGGGAAAAUUGUAAAGAAAAAGGCUGUAUUAAGAAUGUGUUAAUGUAAAUGUAUAUAUUUAUAUAAAGGAAACGGAUACAUUUUAGAGUAUUCAUAAUUUAAAUUUUUUAAUAAUUUCUUUAAAAAAUGGACAAUCACUGUCGAUUCAUAUUUUUAGGUUGUGGUGACCAUAAAAUAUAUCAAUUUAGAUCUUUAGAUUAUUUUGAGUCCUAGCCCCUUUGAUUCAAUGAACUACUGAAUUGCACCCUGGAAGGUCUUUUUUAAACCUGUAUUUGUUACUUUUUACUGGAAGAGCUUCAAAGUGCAAUAGUUCCACAGGAGAAAUGAUUUGAUAAUUUAGAUCCACUUUGUGGAUGGGUCAAGGCUGAGAUAGAGUUCUUGAUUCUCUAGUAGGGUAAUUAAAUAAUUAGUCUUUUGAUUCCUUUUUUUUUAAAAUCAGUUUUUAUCAUAUGCAGUGAAGUUUACUGAUCAAGUACAGUAAUUUGUACCAGUAACCAAAAAAAGAAAACAUUUUAUAACAUUUUUAGUUAUGCUGUUGUACUUGUAGCAGUGGCCUUGUAAAAAAAAAAAAGCAUAUUUGUGCACUAAAUAAAUUAUUACACAUUUUUAUAACAGGAAAUUAAAUAUAUCACUGCCAUAUUUCUCUUGAUCUGCAGAGGAAAUAUUCUUAGCUCAUUAUGUUUAUAAUUUUUAAUAUUCUUUUAAUAUCUAUAAGCUUUUUUUUUUCUUUUCAAAAUAUUGAUUUCUUCUUUUCUUUCUUGAUUACCCAUGAAAUUAACUUGAUUCUUUUUGAUUAUCACAACAAAAGCUUCAUUUCAUAAUUUUAAGAAUUUCCUUCUUUGGUGAAAAUGUUUAAGCUUGUAGCAAUUUACAUAUACGUUUAAGUGCCAUGUAUGAUUUCUAUUAUUAAUUUGUCAUAUUCAGGUAUAAGUCAACCCAAAAAAAUGUACUGAACAUCUCAAUAUAUUUUUAACACAAUUUUAGAAUAUUAUAUCAUGCCUUAUUAGUAGAAAUUUUUUAUACAUGUUUUUUUUUAAUGUUAUUUUCUAUAUAGAGUUUUGUUCUGGCUUUAUUUAUUUCAGUUCAAAUUUCAAAAGGACUUUUAUAAAUACAAUCCUUUAUGUAGUUACCUAGUCAAAGUUUGAAUGUGCUGUAUAAUCUUUAUCAUCAUCAUUUGGACAUUUAUGUAACAGUCAUUUGAUACAAAAUGUGCUUUAAUUUGAAAGUUCAAAGACUCAAAAAACACUGUACAUGCAUGUUGUUCAUAUUUUCUUUAAUUUGAGAAGUAAAAUAGACAAAUUAUAUUAAUAUUUAUUUCUACCAUGACUGCCCCAUCCUUUGAAAUUAUUCCUAAGUUUUCAUUAUUUUGAUGCUUUUUCUAUGUAUCACAUUAUAUUAUGCAUAACACAUAACAAAAAUUUAAAGGUAUAAAUAUUUUCAUGGAGUUUAUAAUUUUCAGGUUUUGAAAGUUUACAUUAUUUUGUGUAAUAAUAUUUUUAUGCUAAUUAUACAUUUGCUGAUAGACAUAAAUCAAAACAACUUCAUUAUAUGUAAUAUAUAUUUAUUUAUUUAUGUGAUGAAACUGAAAAAAAAAUGUGUACAUCCAUAACAUUUUGAUACAUUUUAAUCACAUUUAUUUUUACUAAGAUUCUUUUUUGAUUGUUUUUGACCAAACCAGUCUUAAUUUGAUCAUGAAUUUUCUUUGUUCAUUUAAGUAAAUAUCAAAAUGAUCAGAAUUUCACAAAAACAGCACAAAAUAAUUCUUACAGGAGUUUCUCAGGUUUUAUCCAGAAGGAUGACAGUUAAUUUCUCAUUGUAAAGCCACAUGUCUUCUGAACUGAGGGUGUCUUGGGCUUGAAUCCCAGGAAAGACUUGAAUUUUAAAUUUCAAUUUUUAAGGGUGCUCUGAUUCUACCCAACUUUAAUAGGUACCUGACAUUUGUUGGAGAAAAGUAAAGGUCGGUUGCUAGUUGUGCUGGCCACAUGACAUCCUUGUUAACUAUGGGUCACAGAAAGAGAUGACCUUUACAUCAUCUGCCCCAUAGUUCGAAAGGUCUUAAAAGAGAACCUUGUAUUGUUAAUAAUAAUAAUACUUUAAUUUAUAUAAUGCUAUAAACAAAAAUAAUAUAGAUCAAAGGCCCUAUAAAACAGGUAAAGAACAGAAUAAGCACUUCCUCAUUAUCACUGAUUAUCACUGUGUUAUCCUGGCUCACUGGCUUGACAUAGACUUUUUAUUAUUAUAUUAGCUAAUUGUGUCUGUCUGGAUGGAAUCUUUUACAUUAUAUUUCUCCAACUUCUUAUUCUUGGAUCAAGUUGAAACUUUGUACAAUCAUUCAUUGUCAAUGAACCAAUAAAAAAAAUUAACCAAUUAGUUAUCAAUGAGUAGUAUUUCAUUUUAUGUAGAAAAUGUACUAAGCAAAAGGGUGAUAAGCCUUUUUCAGAGAAUCAGGUCCUUUGCUAAAAAAUUCAAACUAUAGACUUUUCUAGACCAUAAAACCUUUGAUUUUUUAAACUAGUUGUAUAUCUCAGAGGUUAAUGUGCAGGCCUUCCAUCCUAGAGGCUGGAAACCCCGAGUUCAAAUUCAGACUUUAGCAAAUUUAAAAAAAAUAGUUUUUGAAAAA
Biomphalaria glabrata is the source of this 5187-nucleotide messenger RNA. RefSeq names its product sodium- and chloride-dependent glycine transporter 1-like. Lineage: Eukaryota; Metazoa; Mollusca; Gastropoda; Planorbidae. Gene Ontology annotation, biological process: sodium ion transmembrane transport. The record is from RefSeq and is a predicted model, not a curated record. Gene Ontology annotation, cellular component: membrane. Bases 475 to 2364 code for a protein of 629 amino acids. The transcript has 15 exons.